Messenger RNA from Juglans regia (Persian walnut), 1493 nucleotides. Its product is annotated as AP2-like ethylene-responsive transcription factor At1g16060. Gene Ontology annotation, biological process: regulation of DNA-templated transcription. The coding region runs from base 139 to 1224 and encodes 361 amino acids. The transcript is spliced from 8 exons. The record is from RefSeq and is a predicted model, not a curated record. NCBI's taxonomy places the organism in Eukaryota, Viridiplantae, Streptophyta, Magnoliopsida, Fagales, Juglandaceae. Gene Ontology annotation, molecular function: DNA-binding transcription factor activity; DNA binding.
GAGACGGCCAUAAAAACCGUCCUCCUCAGCCGGCCGGCUAUUACCUCCCUUUAAAGUCCUCAUUGGAUGACUAGUCAUCUCUCUCUCUCUCUCUGCUUGUUUUUCAUUCUCUCUCGACCUUGUGAUCGAAGGUAAUUAAUGGCGAAAAGCUCAGUCAAGAACAGUACUACUACUGCAAACACCAGUAACAAUACCGACAGCCCCGCAACCAAGGUGAAGCGGACGCGCAAAAGCGUCCCUCGAGACUCUCCUCCGCAGCGUAGUUCGAUCUACCGGGGCGUCACGAGGCAUCGGUGGACGGGCCGCUAUGAAGCUCAUUUGUGGGAUAAGAAUUGCUGGAAUGAGUCUCAGAACAAGAAAGGAAGACAAGUAUAUUUAGGGGCGUAUGAUGAUGAAGAAGCCGCCGCACAUGCUUAUGAUUUGGCAGCAUUGAAGUACUGGGGACAAGAAACCAUCCUCAAUUUCCCGCUCGCAACCUACCAAGAAGAACUCAAAGAAAUGGAAGGUCAGUCAAAAGAAGAGUACAUCGGUGCUUUGAGGAGAAAAAGUAGUGGGUUUUCCCGUGGGGUCUCAAAGUACAGAGGCGUAGCAAGACAUCAUCACAAUGGACGGUGGGAAGCUCGCAUUGGCAGAGUAUUCGGCAACAAAUAUCUCUAUCUUGGAACCUAUGCCACUCAAGAGGAAGCAGCCACAGCAUAUGACAUGGCAGCAAUAGAGUAUCGCGGACUUAACGCCGUUACUAACUUUGACCUUAGUCGUUAUAUCAAGUGGCUACGUCCUCCCAAUAACCAAUUUGAUAGCCUCACCAACCCUAACGACCUUCAAUCCAAUCUUAAUUGUGCUUUUGAUCUAUUGGAAACCCCUAAUCCUGAUCCUGAGCUUGGCUUAAGCUUCUUAUCCAACCAGACUAGUUCAAGUACUACUGCCAGUGAUACGACCCUAGCUCCUCCAGUGCUUGGUAAUGGUGCCUCAUCGACAUCGUCAGCUCUAGAGCUUCUGUUGCAAUCCUCCAAGUUUAAGGAAAUGCUGGAAAGGACGUCAUCGGUAGCCGAUAGUCCACCAACGCCUCAAGAGUCUGACCAACCACGUCGAAGUUUUCCAGACGAUAUUCAGACAUACUUUGAUUGCCAAGACUCCGGGAGCUAUGCCGAUGGUGAUGAUAUUAUAUUUGGGGACUUGAACUCGAUUGCUUCUCCAAUUUUUGAUGUUGAACUUGGCCACUGAAGACAAGGAUUACGUGAAUUAUAUCAUGGACCCCAAAAAAAGGUAAGAGUAAAGAGAAAAUGUGAAAUUUUCUUAGUCAUUGAAAAGAGAGAAAACACUUAAUAUUCUUUUUUCCUUUUUCAAAUGUUUCUCCUCUUUCUUUAAAAUAUGGACUGGUAAUUGCUAUGAUCAGUUCAUUUACAUGUAGAUAUAGACGGGAUUAGACAUUCAUUAAUUAUCAGAUAUUUCUUUCAAUAAGACGUUGGCUGUUUGGCAUGCAAGUGCCUCAA